This is a messenger RNA of Punica granatum (pomegranate), 2084 nucleotides long. NCBI's taxonomy places the organism in Eukaryota, Viridiplantae, Streptophyta, Magnoliopsida, Myrtales, Lythraceae. The record is from RefSeq and is a predicted model, not a curated record.
CAGACGUCGCCGUUUAGGGAAACCGCCAGUUUCUGCUCUCCUUUACCUUUUCCCGUUGUAUUUUUCCUUUUCCUUCUCUCCCGCCCGCAACAGAGCAAAUGAGCUACCGCUAAUGGCUAUUCCGGAUUGAAGAACAGAUCAGCCACUCAAAAAUCUGGAGUGAACAGGCCUUACUGGUUCAGAGAGCAUAAGCAGAGCAAGCAGUUGUUUUUCCUCCCAUUUGCUUAGAUGUCUGCACUAGUCUCCACGCGGUUUCUUCUCCCAUCACUGGCUUUCCAACGGCUGCCCUUUCUCUCAAGGGCAGCUUUUCUACACAGAAGCGCAGUUUUACUCGGUCGAGUUGACAUCGACCAUGGGCCCCUCACUCUGGCCACCCUAGGAUUCAAAAGCAAGCUUGAGAAAAAUAGCGACAACAAGAGGCAUAAAUCUAAGCCUGAAAUAUCUCCUGUCAAACUACCCGUAGAUGAAGUGAAGCCAAUGAGAACCAGCAAGAGCAAGCCCAUUGUGGCGAAAAGAUCACUUGAACUGGAAACAGCUCCAUUUGCAGCCCAAUCAUUCUCAGAGCUUGGGUUGCCCCCUUCGCUGUUGCAGAGAUUAGAGCUUGAAGGGUUUAAGGUUCCAACUGACGUUCAGUCCGCUGCAAUUCCCACGAUCUUAAAGAGCCACGAUAUUGUUAUUCAGUCUUACACAGGGUCAGGAAAGACACUGGCUUAUCUCCUCCCAAUACUAUCUGUAGUGGGUCCCUUGAGGAGGAGCUCUCCCGACAGCAGCUGUGAACCAGGGAAGAAGAUGGAAAUCGAAGCGGUUAUAGUUGCACCCUCUAGGGAGCUGGGAAUGCAGAUUGUGAGGGAAGUUGAGAAGCUGCUGGGGCCAACGGAGAAGAAAGCGGUUCAGCAGCUUGUGGGUGGAGCUAAUCGCUCGAGGCAAGAGGAAGCCCUUAAGAAAAAUAAACCGUCCAUUGUGGUGGGAACACCUGGGCGGGUUGCUGAGAUCAGCGCAGCAGGGAAGCUCCACACUCAUAGCUGCCGUUUCUUGGUCUUAGACGAAGUGGACGAGCUUCUCUCAUUCAACUUCCGGGAAGAUAUGCAUAGGAUACUGGAGCAUGUGGGAAGGAGACCAGGCCUUGGCCAGGACGCUCGAGGAGGCCUAAAAGGCCCGCUUGAGAGGCGGGCAGAACGUCAGACUAUAAUGGUCUCGGCCACUGUCCCCUUCUCAGUGAUAAGGGCUGCUCGGAGCUGGGGCAACAACCCACUUCUGGUACAGGCCCAGAAGAUUAUCCCUCUUGAAUCAGCAACUCCCUCUGGGCCUAUUGAUAUCUCGAACACUGCUUCUCGUUCAAGCGAAGCCUCGAGUUCCCAAGACCAGGCCCCAGCAGUGAGCCUUCCUCCGUCUCUGAAGCACUACUAUUGCAUCUCUAAGCUGCAACACAAAGUUGACACAUUAAGAAGAUGCAUCCAUGCUCUUGAUGCCAGAUCCGUCAUAGCCUUCAUGAACAAUUCAAAACAGCUAAAAGAUGCUGUCUUUAAGCUUGAGGCCCGAGGAAUCAGCGCUUUAGAGCUUCAUGGAGACCUCGGAAAGCUUGCAAGGUCUACGACCCUGAAGAAGUUCAAGAGUGGAGAAGUCCGAGUUCUUGUAACAAAUGAGCUCUCAGCAAGGGGCUUAGAUGUGGCCGAAUGUGACCUCGUGGUUAAUUUGGACCUGCCCACGGACUCGGUUCAUUACGCUCAUCGGGCUGGUCGGACUGGAAGGCUUGGGAGGAAGGGGACUGUGGUCUCAAUAUGCGAAGAGCCUGAAGCAUUUGUUGUGAAGAAACUACAGAAGCAGCUCGGAGUUGUGAUUCCCGCUUGCGAGUUUCUUGAAGGCAAGCUUGUAGUGAGAGGCGAGGAAGGAAAGAGUUUGGAGGCUAUGCGGUGAUAUGUUGUUUUCCUUAGCUAUUUGGCAUAACUUCUAUUUAAUGGUGCAACAGAGAGUGCACCUCUAGGAAAGCUUGAUGUAUCUUCAGGUUUAUAUCAGCGCCUUAAGUGAUAUUACAUCCAUUUUUGGAGGUUAUAAUUUAGGCCAUAUAUCAUGAAUUCAUAUGGAUA